GGGUGAUUGAUGGUGAACGCACGUUUUUUAAGCAUUUCUCGUUAUUAGUUCUGCGCCACGCGAAACGUGAUCGAUUCGGUUAGUUUCGUUCUUCGGCUUCUGAAACUAGACCACACUUUGCUAAUUUGCUCCCUCUUGGAACCGGUUACUGUUUGGAGUAAGAACGAAUUCCCAGUGCUGUUGGCCAGAUUCGGCAGAAGAAGACCGUCGCGCACGCUGAUGCCUAGACAUAUAUUCCUGGCUGUUCGAAUUUCGGCACCAUUCGAUUUGCGCAAAGUGAAACAACCAGCGUUCGGAAAAGACACGCGUUGAUGAUCAUUGAACCGAAAUUGAAAUCUAGCGAAACUAGAGUGGGUGAUUAAAAAUAAUCUCGUUCAUCGAGAAUAUAUCUUGUCAUCCCGUCUACGGAUUGAACGCGGAGAAUUGCGUGUUGACGCUGGGAAGAGCAGCCCCAGUUGACCUUCUGCUUUUAGGGCCUGGGGUGGUCUCUAGAGUAGUAAUUGAUUUUGCGAAAAAAAUUCCGCUCUUUUUAAGUGUAGUUGUGAUCAAGCUGUGUGAAGAGUGCUGGGAAAAGAAAGCACGUGAAAGCAUUGCAGAAGUAAUGUAAAACUUGUUGGUGAAUAAAAAAAGGAAUGAGGCACAAAUACUUCGGCUUAACAGCGCAAGGCAACAUCAACGUAUGCAGCACAUAACGAAAAUGUAGCAAAAGAUUUUGAAAUAGUGUGUGUGUUGAAAGAAGUUUUAAAGUGCAUAGUGAUAAUACUCUUUUUUCUUGAGGAAAUAACCAUAAUUGUAUCUGUUAUAUAACGUGAAAAAAAUACAUGAAUUUUGAAAAAUGAGUCGACGCGAUAACAACGUUAGAAAGUUGUCCUUUCUAGGAUUCAACACGAAAGAGACCAACAACGAUGACCCGGAUCAGGUGCAGCUGGACGAUGAAAUGGAAAAGGUGUUCAGCUCGGUUGGCACCGACAAGGAAAAGUUCGAACUGAAGCGCCUGAACGACGAUGUCCUGGUCGACAAUUCGCCACUAAAAUACGACGACAUACCGCACCGUACCGCCGAUCAGCGUCCGCUGCUACCGGCAUCAUCCAGCACGCGCCCGAUGGACAGCUUAGCGAGUGUAUCCCACAGCAACAAUGCUGGCUCAUCGCCGACAACAUCUCCGACCAGUCCGUUGUCACUGUCAUCCAAGAGCGGAAACAAGGCAUCCAACAACGACACCGAGCUGGCCGACAAUUCAUCCAACGAUUUCAGCGAAAACAUUCACGAUGAACCAUUGGUCGACCACGGAACGCUGCAGGGAGAACAAUGGGAUUCAAACGCUCGACGAAAUGUGCGAUUCGACAAAAAGGACCAGGAUAAACAAUUCGAAGGAUUGCAAAUUGAAGACAGCAAUGAGGAACGCAGAAGACGCACCGAGCGUCAUCAUCCACACAAGUCGAGAAAAUUCUCCUUGCAAGAAUACCACCCGGAGUGGAGGCGAACUAGUGGAGCCGAAGGUACCAGCACUAGCACCAGACGUGUUUCUGUGCAGCCCGAAGAUGCUACCCUUCAGGAGGCUGACAUAGAUGAGUUGACUUCGCAUCGUUCGGACGAUCCGCGGGCGCUUCGCCGUCAUAAGGUGAGCGCCCAGUCACAACAAAGUGCCUCUUCGGUGGUCAAUAUCAACCGGAAGGAGGGUGACAAACUGCACCAGCUGCUGCCUCCAAACAAGUACAAGAAGAUGUACGAUCACAGUCCGCACGAGGUGUUUGUUCAGCUCGAUGAGCUUACCGGAAGUGGGGAGGAUCGUGAGUGGAAAGAAACUGCCCGUUGGAUCAAGUAUGAGGAAGAUGUUGAAGAAGGAGCAGAUCGUUGGGGUCGCCCACAUGUGGCAUCCCUAUCAUUCCACUCCUUGUUGAAUCUUCGCCGAUGUUUGGAAACCGGCGUCGUGUUGAUGGAUUUAGAUGAAAAGGAUUUGCCGUCGGUAGCGUACCGAAUUGUGGAACAGAUGGUGGUUGAUGAGUUGAUUCACGAAGAUGACAAACCAGUAAUCAUGCGUGCCCUACUACUGCGCCAUCGACAUGUCAAUGACCACUCCCAUGGGGCUUUUCACUUCGGACCGAAGCGAAAGUAUAGCAGUUAUAGUAGCCUGCAGUCGCUGCCUUUGCGUGCGGAGGAUGGAAACGGUGAGGUAAUAGUUGGAGCACGAAGACUCAACUCGUUCAUUAGUCCUACGCAGAGUUACACUCUUAGUCCUCCCUCGCUGAACAAUGGCAACAGUCCGGCUGUUGCGAAUAAAUCGGAUCAUCAGGAUGCCACUGCUGACCAUCCGCGACUCCAAAGGCAAAGGUUAUCUAGUGCUGGCAGCACAACGGGUGGAAAUCAUCGGUAUUUUCAUCAGCAAUUUCAGCGCGCCAAGCGAACCGGAAGCCAAGACAGUGGACAGCCGGGUCCGGUUGCCACCGUCGCCAGUGCCGUCGGUAUGCGACGAAACACUACAACUUUAGCGCUGACAGUUGUAAAUGAAACAAUGAUCGACAAAAUAAGCGUCGAUGAUAAGAAAACCCGCAUCGUGCAAUCCAGUGACAUCAAUGGUCACGGGCAUGCGAGCGGCGAGACGAAGAUCAGCAUGCAGGAGGAAACGUACACCUCCUCGCAGGAGGACAUCAAAAUGCGAGUGCAGAAGGAAUCAAUUCUCAAGCGAAUUCCGGAGGGUGCCGAAGCUACAACCGUGCUGGUCGGUGCCGUCGAGUUUCUCGAGCAGCCAACGAUUGCCUUCGUGCGGCUGGCGGAGGGUAUCCAGAUGCCAAGUAUAACGGAAGUACCGAUUCCGGUACGUUUCUUGUUUAUCCUUUUGGGGCCACAGAAUGCCGAACUGGACUACCAUGAGGUGGGUCGAUCGAUCGCCACUCUUAUGUCUAACGAGCAUUUCCACGACAUCGCGUACAAGGCCGACGAUCGGAAGGAUUUAUUGUCGGCCAUCAAUGAGUUUCUGGAUGACUCCAUCGUGUUGCCGCCAGGAAAGUGGGAGCGACAGUCCCUGCUGCCGUUCAAUGAACUCAAGGCCAAAAGUGAAUGGAUUCGUAACAGGAAAAAGAAAGCAAUCGAUGAAAAAAUCAAAAGCAAGCAAGUUCCGAUGACCAGCGAAGAGGAGAAGAAACUGUUAGCUGCAGCCGAUAGCGAUGAGAAGAAACCCAAGAAGAAUCCACUGGAGAAAACCAAUCGACCUUGGGGUGGUUUGUUCAACGAUAUUAAACGAAGAUAUCCUAUGUACAAGAGCGAUAUUAUGGACGGCAUAAAUGUGGAAACGCUUGCCGCAACGCUGUUCAUGUAUUUUGCCGCACUCUCGACGGCUAUCACAUUUGGUGGAUUAUCUUCGGAUAAAACCCAUAACCUGAUCGGUAUAUCGGAAACACUAGUAUCUGCAUCGAUAGUCGGUAUAGUGUUUCAUGCUUUAUGCUGUCAGCCUUUGGUCAUCAUCGGAACGACAGGUCCUCUACUGUUGUUCGAUGAAGCACUCAAUCAGUUUUGCAUUGCAAACAACUACAUCUUUUUGACUGUUCGCGUGUAUGUUGGUAUUUGGCUGGCAAUUAUCUCACUGGUAGUAUCUGCCUUCGAAGGAAGUGUCUAUGUACGGUUGUUUACGAGAUUUACUCAAGAAAUCUUCUCGGCGUUGAUCACAUUGAUCUAUCUGGUUGAAACUUUGAUGAAACUCAUCUACGUGUACAGACGAAAUCCACUUUACGCCGAAUAUCGAUACCAGAACAUAACAGUGGUUCCGGAGCCGCUGUCGGUGACUGACGCGAAUACAACAUUAGAAAAAUCCGUUGGCAUUUUGGCGGAAAGUCUAACUGUGAUGAUCAAUAGUACAGUGGCUCCGCUUAUAACGACCGAUGAAAAUUUACUCAUUCCAUCGGAUUCAAUUGGACCAAAAAAUCAACCUAACACAGCACUUUUCUGUACCAUUCUGACCCUAGGAACAUUUUCCCUGGCUUACUAUUUACGACUGUUCAGAAACUCGCAUUUCCUGGGACGUAACGCUCGCCGGGCUCUCGGUGACUUCGGCGUGCCAAUUUCGAUUGCUCUCUUCGUCUUGGUCGACUUCAUGAUCCCGCAGGUGUUUACCGAGAAGUUGAGUGUACCGGAAGGACUCUCGCCUAGCGAUGAAACCCGUCGUGGCUGGUUGAUCCCCCUAAGAGGCGUUCCCAGUUGGAUGCCUUUCGCUGCAUGCGUUCCAGCUAUGUUGGUCUACAUUUUGGUAUUCAUGGAAACCCAUAUUUCCGAAUUGAUCGUCGACAAGCCGGAGCGAGGCUUGAAGAAGGGAUCUGGACUUCACGUGGAUAUAGUAAUACUUUGUUGCCUUAAUACGAUGUGUGGUUUCUUCGGAAUGCCGUGGCACUGCGCCGCAACGGUACGUUCGGUUACGCACGUGUCUGCAGUUACAAUUAUGUCGAGAACCCACGCUCCUGGAGAAUCUCCGCAUAUAAUCGAUGUAAAGGAGCAGCGCAUCUCCGGCCUGGUGGUUUCGUUUUUGGUCGGAUUGUCAGUCACGAUGGCACCGAUCCUGCGGCUCAUUCCGAUGUCGGUUUUGUUCGGCGUGUUCCUCUACAUGGGUGUCGCGUCGAUGAGUGGCGUCCAGUUCUUCGAUAGAUUACGAUUGUUCCUGAUGCCGGUGAAGCAUCAUCCGCAGGUGCCGUUCGUACGUCGAGUGCCAACAUGGAAAAUGCAUAUAUUUACUACGGUUCAGGUUCUAGCUCUGGCCAUGCUGUGGGCUGUCAAAUCAUCACCAUACUCGCUGGCAUUCCCGUUCUUCUUGAUUCUCAUGGUUCCGAUUCGAAAACUUAUGGAAAGGCUAUUCACUCCGCUGGAGCUGCGAGCGCUUGAUGGUAGCCAACCGAACGAAGGAGCAGAGGACGAACCGGAUUUCUACGAGCAAGCUCCCAUUCCUGCAUAAGCACAUGCACGUAUCUGCAAAGUGAAUCAAUUAAUUGUCAAAUCUAUAAAGUUAUCCUGUUGAAAAAAUUAGUUAAAAAGUCUAUUGGUUUUAUUCCGCUAUGGAAAAAGUGAAACAAAAGAAAAAUAGAUGCUUUGAGGUAUCUUAUUACGUAUUUACAACUCCCCCUCCCCGGUAGAGUUAAUUUAAAGAAAAAAUUCGAUUCGUCCAUACUAUAUAUUGUUAACACGACAUCGAUGGGACGAAACUUCUAUGAAGUGCAUUAAUAUUUUGUUGAAUUUUUGAUAGGUACACACAAACAAAUUAGAGAACAAACCGUAAGAGUCUAUAUAUUUUUCUAUGUAUACUAUAUGGUUAGAGAGAAAGAUUAGAAAGACACCACAAAAGAAGUAUGACUUAAUAGGUAAAUACGAAUUUCUCCUCAAAUUCAUUGGCAUAAAAUCAAAAAACUCGAUAACAUAAGAACAAUGAAUAGAUCACCUUUUGCAACAAAUAUUCGAGGACAUAACCCCUAUUAAGUAGUUAUAGAGAUUCCUCCAAUUGAAUAAAAAUCAGCUAAUAAUUUCGGCAAAUUUAAAGAUAAAUAAGAAAUGAUCGAGAACAUAAACAUUACAACUACAACAGUAGAAAACAAAACAGAACACAAAGAAAAAAAAUCUUAAAGAGUGUGCAACAAUCUGUGAUCAGUAUUACUUACAAGUGUACAGAACGAAAGAGAAUGUCUACAUAAAUUCUAUCCCAAACCCUCAGACCAGAUAACAGAAAUACUUUUGAGUUCGAUAUUUUAAAAAAUGAAAGAAGAAUAUAACUGCAACUAAGUGCGGUAUGACCGUAAUGUUGGAAAACGAGAUGCUUACUAAUAAUCAGGUAAUUUAACAAACAGAACAAACUGAGUGGAAUACAAAAUGCAGAGAGAGUUUAUUUUUCGAUAUUUGUCAUGUCAUAACUAGCUCAAACAUUCAACAAUAGACCAUGCAGAAACCCAGCGCUACUAAAUGUUCAAAACAAUGUCAUAAAUGUAACGUUAAAGAAAUGGAUGUGUAAUUAAAAGUUCACCCACAACAUAAAUCUUCUAUUUGAAAAAUAAAUCUCCUAGAGAAAAAAAAGGUUCACUCUGUUCACUGGCAAUGAAUUGUCUUGACAGAUUGUUAAGGGCGUAGUUAGAAAGAGAGCAAUUAUUUUGCAGAUUCAUUCAAUAGAUUUUCACAUAUAUAGAGAGUAGUUAGAACUUAUUUGCUCCUUUGAAUCGACACCUUAACCUUUUAGCGAAAGGCACAACAGUUGCUUUAGUAGAACGAUUUGGUAGAGUAGAAACUCUUCCAGAUGAGAGGAAAAUAAAAUAAAAAACACUUAAUAAUUGAUACUUAAUAACGCUUAACCUAUUAGAGAUUUUAGACCACUUUAAGAGAUGAGAAAAUAUACUACUGAAUACAUCUUAA
Molecule: messenger RNA, 6375 nt
Organism: Wyeomyia smithii (pitcher-plant mosquito)
Lineage: Eukaryota; Metazoa; Arthropoda; Insecta; Diptera; Culicidae
Gene: Ae2
Product: anion exchange protein 2
Exons: 12
Coding region: 836-4936 (1366 amino acids)
Biological process (GO): bicarbonate transport; monoatomic anion transport; transmembrane transport
Cellular component (GO): plasma membrane
Molecular function (GO): solute:inorganic anion antiporter activity; monoatomic anion transmembrane transporter activity
Source: RefSeq, a predicted model, not a curated record